This is a messenger RNA of Eriocheir sinensis (Chinese mitten crab), 4408 nucleotides long. RefSeq names its product protein inscuteable homolog. Gene Ontology annotation, biological process: apical protein localization; establishment of mitotic spindle orientation; regulation of asymmetric cell division. NCBI's taxonomy places the organism in Eukaryota, Metazoa, Arthropoda, Malacostraca, Decapoda, Varunidae. Gene Ontology annotation, cellular component: apical cortex. The transcript has 11 exons. The record is from RefSeq and is a predicted model, not a curated record. Gene Ontology annotation, molecular function: protein binding; cytoskeletal adaptor activity. Bases 891 to 3743 code for a protein of 950 amino acids.
GUGGCUCAGUCAGUCCUGCGUCGACUGUGCGCGGGGAAGGUGUGCGUCGCCUCGCUCUCACUGAUCGCUGGCUGUGCGGGCCGAGUCACACGCGUUCCCUGAACUCCUCGUCGGGUCACAGCACCUCCUGACGCUGGACUUCUGCUGCAGCCCUCGCUGUGCUUGGUGGUUCUUGAAAGUGACUCUGGUGACUUAAUUAUUGUGUCGCUGAUAUUUUGUGCAAAAGUCCUGUGAGGGUCUCGCCCUGCGCUGCCCCGUUUAGCAGAGUGGAAACAAUCCUGUUGCACCAGUCUGUUCCUGGGACAUUGUGGUCAUCUGAUAUCCCUGGACACACUACACCAAAAAGUCAGUGUCGCACAAAAUCAAGUGAUAUUUGAGGAUAUUUUGGGACACACGGGCGCAGGAGAACCUUGUGACGUCUCGGUGGCUUGUGAAACACCGCCGAGGAAAUACCGAAGCGACGACUGUGUGUGUGCGUCAGGACGGGGCGACUUGGCGCGCGUUUUGUGACCACUGGGGACGCUGACGGACUGUCCUCGGCACCCCAGACCAGUCCUGACUCGGGGAGAACCAGACCAGGCGAACCUGUGUGUAUCACUCCUUGAACAGGUGCGACUGGAUAGAUAUCCACCUGGCUGACUGACUGACACGUCUCGACAAGGGCGUAAAAACGAACUGGGAGAGCGAUAAACGAUCUAAGUGGCGGGAACGUAAAUUAGUUAGUGACUGAGUGUCGUCAGCGUCAGAAUAUCGUUUUGCAGUGACGUCCCUUGCGAUAGAGACAGCAGCUCCGCCUUCAUCCUUCACUUGGGGAGCUGCUCGUGGACAUGGGGAGGACACACGCCGCCUGAGGAAGAUCACGGAGCUCUUGUUCAGCCCACGAGGGGAAGAUGGCGUCCGUGGAGGGUGCCGGACUAACCAUUGGUGGGCGCAGGGAAUCCCCCGCCUCCAAGUCACCCCCAAGGCUCCCCCGACCUGAGAAGGAGGCGCGUGUAGGGACGCCCUUCAAGCGGAGCAGAUCCCGGGUGUUCUAUGCCUCCCAGGCCGAUGAGGUCAGCGACGGCGGCAAAAAUGUACACAAAGAACUGAGCUUCAGUCCACCCUGCAUCCCCACCAGCGUGGAGACCCAUGACGCCAAAACCACGCCCACCUCGGAGCCAGCACUGCUUUCCAGGAGCCUCCACGCCUCCAGAAGCGCCCCCACCCUCAAGGACACACCCACGACGAGGAGUGUGGCCACCUUCAGGACCACGCCCACACGAGCCAGUGCCGUGCUCAAGCUGAGCCCGGCGUAUCGGAGUUCUUACAGAUCAGGAAAAGACUUGCGGAGCGAGGCAUGUGAAGCCCCCAUCUUAGAGGAAGUCUGCAGUUCAGGCGAGGAAGCCGGUGAGGACGAGGUGUCCCCUGGCGGAUCAUUCCGAGACUCUCUUCGAGGCUCCCCGUCUCACCGCUCACAAGACUCAGGUUACUCAGACUCGGGAGAGUCCACCAACGCUCACACAGACAGUGACGGGUCCCCAAUUACGCCCCCGAAUUUGAAGCACAUCACGCGGGUAUACUUCAGAGACUGUCCCGAAGAGGCGAAACCACUCAGCAGCAAGACAGUCAGUCCCUCAGAGCGACCAGACCAACAAGAUGGUUCGGGAAGUGUCAGUCCAACAAGCCGGAGUUCUUUCAGAGAGAGUCCAGCCAGCAGCCAGCACAGCCUCUGCAGCGAAAAAGCCGGUGAUCAUGAUGAACUUCCGGAGGAGCUGGAGCAUAAGAGCCUUCUUGAGCCCGUGGGCAGACACACCGGGGCAGUCAGGAAGCGAAGCACCAUCGCUCCUAUCCCUGCAGCCACCAGGAGACUGACGCAGCGACGUAGUAGCAGCACCGACAAGUUGCCGGGCGAACUCAGAUCUGAUAACCGACGGCCACCACCGCUCAAGGCGCGACGUCGAUGGUCCGCUGCUGAUAUGCUGCAGCAGCAAAAGCAGCAUCAGCAGAAGCAGGCAUCAGCACCAGUGACAGAUAUAGAGUCUUGUGCAUCGCGGGGCUCUAUUAAUGGCGAUCUGUCAGCCCAAAGUCACGCCGUAAGCUGCGGACGGGUGGGCGAAGCCUCCCCGCCGGAUGCCCUCGAUGACCCCUCGCCAACCUGGAGGCUGGCCGCUGACCCCGCCCGUCCACACGUCGCGCGGAAACUUAGAAUACAUCCCACGGCCGUGGCGCUGGAGAUGAGAAAUGGAUCCGUGAGUCACUGGCUGAAAGAGCUCCGGACGUUGUAUGAGGCAGAGUGCAUGAACACCCUCCAGUCCAAGUCCCUGCCCGGAGACCUCACCUGCCACCCCGCCCCACCACCGCCCACGGCCCGCCACGCAGUAAGAGCCAUCCAGCGCCGCGCCCACGCCGUCUCCACCGAGUUCGCCAGACUGUGCCAGCGUCUGGAGUGGCUGGAGCUGACGCAGGUGCCUCCGUUGGCCGAGUCUCUGGUGGAACACAUCAACACCUUCCUAAAGGACUACACCACCCAGUGGGCGGCAGCCGACCCCGACCUGCAGCCCCAGUCGUCGCUGAGUCGCCAGAGUAAAGUCAUCCGACAAAUCUGCGAGAGACUGAUGGAGGUUUGCACCGGCGACCACGACGACCUUGACCGCGACACGACCCGACAGGUGGUGCAGGUGGUGACGGCGCUGGGCCACGCCUUCACCAAGCUGGUUGACCUCAUGCUGAGCCGCGAGAUCAGGGUGGUGGUGCGGCUACUAGAGGAAACUCGGGAGGAGGACGUGAAGUCUUCUGUGUCGCACCUCACAGCUCUCGGUGUGGACGGCGGACACAUCUGCCGCCUCAUCGCACGCCUCGGGGGCGUGAGGGGCCUGCUCAGCGUGUGUCUGGAGCCGCGGCUCAGGCGGGUGCGUGUGGCGGCUCUGAGGGCGCUGGCCACCGUGUGCUGCGUGGUGGAGGGCAUUGUGGAGCUCGAGAAGGCUGGCGGCGUGGAGGUGGUGGCGGAGGUGCUGUGCGACGCAGAAUGUACCGAGGAGGAGCGCAGCGAAGCUGCCGGCGUGCUGGCGCAGAUCACGUCCCCGUGGGUGGAGAACACCCACCGCCUUACCGCCCUCGACACACACCUCGCACCCAUCGUCUCCGCCCUCACUGAUCUCGCGAGGUGGACACGCUCGGCGGAGAUCUUCCUGCUCGCCGCAGCGGCCAUGGCCAACCUCACCUUCCUGGACGGCGGCUGCGUGGAGGCCAUGAGGACGGCCGGCACCGCCCGCGUCCUGCUAAGGGCUGCCCACGAUAACCCCAACGUCUCCAUCUUCACCAAAGACCAGAUCGCGACGGUGUUGGCCAACCUGGCGGGGUCGAAGGAAGCGGCCGCGGAGGUGGUGGAGGGCGACGGUGUGGCGGUCCUGCUGGCGCUGCUCAACACCCGCCCCGCCCCCACCCACCGCCUGCCCGAGGUGGCCACGGCGGAGCGCGUCCAGCAGAAGUCGGCCAUCGCCCUCUCCAGGCUGUGUCGCGAGGCGUCGGUGGCGCGUCAGGUGGCCAAGCAGGGGGGCGCGGAGCGGCUGGUGCAGCUCUGCAAGGACGAGCGCGAGAGGAACCACAGUGACGCCGUCCUCGUGGCCUGUCUGGCGGCGCUGCGCAAGAUGUCCUCGUCGCUGGGCGAAGAGGGGUUGCAGGGCAUCGAUGCGGCGGAGCUGGUGGAGCCGCGGCUGCUCGACUCCUUCCUCAUCUACUCCUCGCGGCAGGAGAGUUACGUGUAGAGGAAAAUAGAGUGACCAACCUGCCAGGUGAUCCCUGACCUCCGACUCGACGGAGGAUCAUCACAGGGACUCGCUUGGCGGGUCAAUUGUAACCGACCACCCACCGCUACACCUCAGCCUAGUGUGUCCUUGACCAGCAUGGAGACGCCUUUUUCAACAUCAAUACAAAAACAAAGCUUUAUGUAGAGACAAGUUUUAGCAUCGUAUCCUAACCCUUCUAACGCCUUUCCUUCCUUCAUUACUGUCUAUUCUAGAAGAUUCAUGAACAGGUUUUCUUGAUCUGUUUGUGAGUUUCGUCAUUUUGAGCACCAAGUUCGAAAGCACGAAUGCUUGUGUGUGAAUGUGGUUGAGCGUCUUUCUUUCCUGAGUGUGUUCUUUCAAUGAUACAAAACAUUCCAUAGGUAUACACACUAUGUUGUUUCUUGUGUUCCUUUUCAUAGAACUUUAAAUGUCUGUUUUAUAAAGUUUUAUAUUUUGUUAAUGAGAAAGAUGAUGAAUGAUGACGACGAUGAUGAUGAUGGGUAUCGCCGCGGCGGCCCCGCGGCCCCUGCCACUACUAGUCAUGGAUCUGAACCAAAUAUCACCAUUCUUGUUUAUAGCGCCUGUACAUUCCACAUGUUGUGACAUAAGUGUAAAUAUAUUUUAGAAGAAACAUCUUAAACCUA